This is a messenger RNA of Pangasianodon hypophthalmus (striped catfish), 2636 nucleotides long. Its product is annotated as SEC14-like protein 1. Gene Ontology annotation, biological process: negative regulation of RIG-I signaling pathway. Bases 376 to 2559 code for a protein of 727 amino acids. Gene Ontology annotation, cellular component: cytoplasm; cytosol. Lineage: Eukaryota; Metazoa; Chordata; Actinopteri; Siluriformes; Pangasiidae. Gene Ontology annotation, molecular function: RIG-I binding. The record is from RefSeq and is a predicted model, not a curated record. The transcript is spliced from 17 exons.
GGGACGCGCCCUCGGUCUGUGAGUUCAGUGUGUAGGGAGCAGGAGGAGCAGCAGGCGCUGGAGGAGGAGGAGGAAGAAGAAGCAGAAGAACCGAGUAGAAGUGCAUUUCAUUCCGCAGAAGAUGUCUCCUGAGCGCGGGGAAGAGCUCCAGCUGCAUGGAGGAGAUAUUUAGCGGAGGAUUUCUCUCUCAGCCUGGAUCAGAGUCAGGAAGAAAGGCUGCGGGAGAGUUAGCGCUAACUUCCUCUGGAACUAAAUCAUCAUAAUACUAAUCAUAAUAAUCAUCAUAAUAAUAAUAAACAUCCCUAAACACACACACAGCGGACCUUUAACCCAAUAUAAAUCACUUUAAGCGGACCGUGUGAGAUCUAAUCCACGAUGGUGCAGCAGUAUCAAUCCCCCGUUCGUGUCUAUAAGCACCCCUUCGAGCUGGUCAUGGCGGCGUAUGAGAGGAGGUUUCCUACGUGUCAUCUCAUCCCCAUGUUUGUGGCCAGCGAUGUCCUCAGCGAGGAAACGAGUGAGGACAACUCCACGCACAAAAUCGAGAGGAGGUGCAAGCUGGAUGUCGACGCCCCUCGACUCUUGAAAAGGAUCGCAGGCGUGGACUACGUUUACUUCAUCCAGAAGAACACACUGAACCGCCGAGAGAGGACGCUGCACAUCGAGUCCCACAAUGAGACCUUCUCCAACCGCGUCAUCAUCCACGAGCUCUGCUGCUACUCGGUUCACCCCGAGAACGAGGACUGGACGUGUUUCGAGCAGUCGGCCAGCUUGGACAUCAAAUCCUUCUUCGGUUUUGAGAGCACCGUGGAGAAGAUCGCCAUGAAGCAGUACGCUAACAGCAUCAAAAAGGGUAAAGAGAUCAUCGAGUACUACCUGCGAGAGCUGGAGGAGGAAGGCAUUACCCACGUGCCCCGGUGGAGCCCCAGCACCUCCCUCGCUCAGCCCGUCGCCGCCAUCAUGCCCCCGGCUCCUCCCACUACGGCCCCCAUCGCCAUCACCGCCCCCGCCGAGACCGGCAAAGACGCGACGACGUGUAAAGAAAGCAGCAGUCCAGUAGGCAGCGCCAGUGAGCCGCUCGCCGCCACGCCCGAUGAUAAACUGGACGCUGACUACAUCAACCGUUACCUGGGUGACCUCACACCUCUGCAGGAAAGCUGCCUCAUACGCCUCCGCAGCUGGCUGCAGGAAACACACAAGGGCAAGAUCCCGAAGGACCAGCACAUCCUGCGCUUCCUGCGAGCGCGAGACUUCAACAUGGACAAAGCGCGAGAGAUCCUGUGCCAGUCUCUCACCUGGAGGAAGCAGCACCAGGUGGAUUACCUGCUGGACACCUGGAGCUCGCCGCAGGUCCUCCACGACUACUACACCGGGGGCUGGCACCACCACGACCGCGAUGGCCGUCCUCUCUAUAUCCUGCGUCUGGGACAGAUGGACACUAAAGGUCUGGUUCGAGCUCUGGGGGAGGAGUCACUGCUCAGACAUGUUUUGUCCAUAAAUGAGGAGGGAUUGAGGAGAUGUGAAGAGAACACCAAGGUGUUUGGACGCCCAAUCAGUUGUUGGACGUGUCUGGUGGAUCUGGAGGGUUUGAACAUGAGACAUUUGUGGCGUCCGGGCGUUAAAGCUCUGCUGCGCAUCAUCGAGGUGGUGGAGGCAAAUUACCCAGAAACCCUCGGGCGUCUGCUCAUCCUGCGUGCUCCCCGGGUCUUCCCUGUUCUCUGGACUCUGGUGAGUCCGUUCAUCGACGAGAACACGCGUAAGAAGUUCCUGAUCUACGCCGGGAACGAUUAUCAGGGUCCCGGCGGUCUGGUGGAUUACAUCGAUAAGGAAGUCAUCCCCGACUUCCUGGGUGGAGAGUGUAUGUGUGAGGUUCCCGAGGGCGGCCUGGUUCCCAAAUCCCUGUACCGAACCCCUGAGGAACUGGAGAACGACGACAUCAAACUGUGGACGGAAACCAUCUACCAGAGCGCCAGCGUCUUUAAAGGAGCGCCGCACGAGCUGCUGAUCGAGAUCAUCGACGCCUCCUCCGUGAUCACCUGGGACUUCGACGUGUGUAAAGGAGACGUGGUCUUCAACAUCUACCACUCCAAACGGGCUCCUCAGCCGCCCAGGAAAGAGGCGCUGGCGUCUCACGGCAUCACGUCGCCCGGCGGCAACAACGUGCAGCUCAUCGACAAGUCGUGGCAGCUGGGGCAGGACUACAGCAUGGUGGAGUCUCCGCUCACCUGUAAAGAGGGAGAGAGCGUGCAGGGUUCUCACGUGACGCGCUGGCCCGGGUUCUACAUCCUGCAGUGGAAGUUCCACUCGAUGCCUGCGUGCGCCGCCACCAACCUGCCGCGCGUAGACGACGUGUUAGCCACGCUGCAGGUUUCCUCCCACAAGUGUAAAGUCAUGUACUACACCGAGGUCCUGGGCUCAGAGGACUUCAGAACGGCUUGCUGCGAUGUGCAGAGUUUGGGUUCGAUGACGAGUCUGGAGUCGAGUCACAGCGGCUUCUCUCAGCUCAGUGCCGCCACCACGUCCUCCAGCCAAUCACAGUCCAGCUCCAUGAUCUCCAGGUAGAGCCAGGAGACACAAGAUGGAGGACGGGGAGGGAGGGGACACAAGAUGGAGGACGGGGAGGGAGGGGACACAAGAUG